AUGCGAUCGGAAUUGUUUGUGAUUGUCUUUCAUUUAUUUGCAUUUAUUUUGUUAAUGCAAGGGCUUUUCCCAUUCUCAUCAUCGACAAAUCAAAUUUCUACUCGAUCAUGUUUCAAUUCGCCAAAAUCAACAAAUCGUCGUGUGAUUAUCAUUUUAAUCGAUGCAUUACGUUCUGAUUACAUCUUCAAUAGAAAUCAUUCAUUUUAUCUCAGAUCGAUCAGUAAACUCGAAGAAGAAAAGAAAGCUUUAUCGAUUAAAUUACGAACUCACACACCAACUGUAACAUUACCAAGAUUAAAAGCAAUUUUAACAGGAACAAUUCCGUCAUUUUGGGAUGUGCUGUUCAAUUAUAAUUCCUCUUCAUUGGAAAUCGAUAAUUUGUUAUUUCAAUAUAAGAAAAAGUAUCCCGAGAAGAAAAUUGUCUUUUAUGGUGAUGAUACUUGGUUGAAAUUAUUUCCAUAUGAAAUUUUCUCUCGUUCAUAUGGUCUUCAAUCAUUUUUCGUUUCGGAUUUCAAAGAAAUCGAUAUUAAUGUAACUCACGGUCUUUAUGUCGAAUUAAAUCAAAUAGAACAAUGGGAUUUAUUAAUCGUUCAUUAUUUAGGUCUCGAUCAUAUUGGACAUGCUUAUGGUGCAUUUAAUUCAUUUGUUCAAGAUAAAUUACUUGAAAUGGAUGAAAUGAUUGAAUAUGUUUAUUCAAAAGUUAAUUUAAAUGAUGUAAUUUUAAUUACAGGUGAUCAUGGAAUGAUUGAUCAAGGUGGACAUGGUGGAUCAUCGAAUGAAGAAAUCUUUGUUCCUGCAGUUUUUAUUUCUAAAGGAUUUCAAGAGAUUUAUCGAGAUAAAAAUGAAUAUUUUCAAAUUGAUUUAACACCAACAUUAAGUGCAUUACUUGAAAUUGCAAUUCCAUUUAAUAAUUUAGGAAUUUUAAUUGAAAAUGUUCUGAAAACUUUUCAAUUUGUUAAUAAAACAAAUUUAUUUCAAUGUUUAAUCGAUGAUAAUCGAAGACAAUUGGUUAAUCUUUUAUCAAAUACGAAAUUAUCAACUGCAUUCAAUGAUCUACAACAAAUUCGACAACAAGCGAUGAAAUUAGCCAAUGAACAAGAUAUUUUCAUGUUAAUUCUGAGUAUUUUCAUCUUCUUUCUCCGUACAAUUCUUCUUUGGUUUCAUAUUUCCAAAAUGUGUUUAAUUUCAAUUGUUAUUUCAAUCUUGUUUUAUGUGAUUUCGAAUCGAAUUUUUGUUAGUUUAUCAAUUGGUAUAAUUACUUUUUGUUUCAUUGGAUUGAAACAAGGUCAAAGAAGAUUAAUUAAUUAUAAAUUUGAAGAGAAAAUGAAUCUAUCAAAUCAAUUAUUGAUUUAUUAUCCAAUAUUUCAUUGUCUUUCGUUAUUUUCAAGUAGUUUUAUUGAAGAAGAACAUCAAACUUGGUAUUAUUUAUUAUCAACUUAUUUAUUUCUUCGAACAUUUGAAGAAAAAUCUUUCCAAUAUUUCAUUUUCUUUCUUUUCUCUCGUUUAAUUCGUUCAUGGAAUCAAACUGGAAAUAAAUGGUUAAAUCUUUCUGAUAUUGGUGAUUUUCUUAAUAAAUCUGAUCAUCAAAUCUAUUUAUUUGUUAUUCAUAUUCUUUCUUCAAUUGUAUUUGUUUAUUUGUUAAAUAAAUCAAAACAAUGUCGAUUAAUAUAUUUGUUACCGAUGAUUAUUUUCAUUUAUCGAUGGAAUUUAUUCAGUUCGUUUUCAUCAUUAAGUCCAUUGUUUUAUUAUGGUUUAUUAAUUUAUUUUUUGAUCUGGAAAGAGAUGUCAAUAACAAAUAUUCUCUUUUGUCUUUUGUAUUUAAUUUGUCGAACACAUAAUUGUGUUAUAAUCGUCAUUUAUAUGAUAUUCUAUGAAUAUUUAUUGGUAACUGAUGGUUCAUUGGCAUUUUUAUUAAGUCAAUCGGCAUUUUUUCAUCUUGGAAAUUCGAAUUCAUUUGUAACAAUUGAUAUUUCAACAGGUUUUGUCGGUAUUCCAAUUUAUAUUCCAAUUAUUCACGGAUUUUUCAUUUAUCUUUCAACAUAUGGUUUAUCAAUACUUUGGUUAAUGAAAUUAUCACGUGAACAACGAACGAUUUAUUUGUUACAAUUAACUUUGAUUAAUACUUUAUUUUCUAUUUGUGUUUUUCUCCAACGUUAUCAUUUAUUUGUUUGGACGACACCUUUUUAUCAUAAGAAAGACGACGAGGUUUGUAAGCGUAUUGUCGGUUCACUUGUCGGUCUCGCCGUUGGAGAUGCUUUGGGAGCAAGUGUAGAAUUUCGUCCUCAAGAAUAUUUAGUUACAAAUCCCGUGAAAACGAUGCAAGGUGGAGGUACAUGGGGUCUCGACGCUGGGAAAUGGACGGAUGAUACAUCCAUGGCAUUGUGUCUUGCAUCAUCAUUAAUCAGUGAAAAUGCUUUUAAUCCUUAUAAUCAAAUGGUUCGUUAUAAAUGGUGGCAUAGAUAUGGAUAUUUAUCAUCAACAGGACAUUGUUUUGACAUUGGUCAAGCAACUCGACAAGCAUUAACAGAAUUUGCAAACCGACAACGAAUCCUCAAAGUUGCUUAUUAUUGUAAAACUGAUUAUGAAACUGAUAUAUUAGCAUUGGAUUCCGUUGAACGAGUCUCUAAUUUUGAUAUUUCAUCUUCGAAUUCCGACUCGGCAGGAAAUGGUGCCUUGAUGCGUCUUGCACCAAUUCCUUUGUUUUAUUUUCAAUCUCCUUUAAUUGCGAUUGAAAGUGCCGGUCGAAGUGCUGCAUUGACUCAUGCAAAUCAAAAAGCAGUUGAUGCAUGUCGCUAUUAUGCGGCAUUGAUCAUUGCUGCCCUUCGAGGUUCAACUAAAGACGAAUUACUGGAUAAAAACUUUUAUGUUAAUCACAAAGAUUGGUUUGGCGAAGAAAAAUUACAUGACGAUGUUCAAACCAUUAUCAACGGUUCGUUUAAGAAGAAAGGAGGCUAUGAUGAAGGAAUUCGAGGAAAAGGUUAUGUAAUCAAUGCUUUGGAAGCGGCUCUUUGGUCUUUUUGGGCAGAUGAAGACUCAUUUGAAAAAGGUGCACUUAAUGCAGUGAAUCUUGGCGAUGAUACUGAUACAACUGCCGCGAUUUAUGGACAAUUAGCUGGAGCAUUUUAUGGAUACGACAAAAUUCCAAAAGAAUGGCUUGACAAACUUUAUGCACAUGAUUUUCUUGUCACCAUUGGUGAAUGGUUACAUUUUAUGGGAAUUCAACGAGUAAACGAAUCAUAUCCUGUUUGCGAAACUGAAGACAAACAAAUUCUAUCAGAAACGAACGAUUGUCAAGCUGAUCAACAACAUUCAGAUCUAGUCGUUUCGGCAUACUCUUUGCAAGUCGAUCCAAUAGGAUCUGUUCCAUCGAAUGAUGACGUGUUAGAUCAUUAUUUUCAAAGUUCUCUGAACGAUGAAGAAGAUGAUUAUACAAAGAGUGCAUAUAAUUAUGGAUUUUAUCGGAAUAAACUCUAA
Adineta ricciae is the source of this 3474-nucleotide messenger RNA. Lineage: Eukaryota; Metazoa; Rotifera; Eurotatoria; Adinetida; Adinetidae. The record is from the annotation of a GenBank genome assembly.